Passer montanus (Eurasian tree sparrow) is the source of this 2535-nucleotide messenger RNA. RefSeq names its product coiled-coil domain containing 78 (gene CCDC78). The record is from RefSeq and is a predicted model, not a curated record. The transcript has 15 exons. Gene Ontology annotation, cellular component: cytoplasm. NCBI's taxonomy places the organism in Eukaryota, Metazoa, Chordata, Aves, Passeriformes, Passeridae. The coding region runs from base 334 to 2028 and encodes 564 amino acids.
CUCCUGGGAAGUGCCAGUGCUCUCCCUCCAGCAGCUCCCAGGGCUGGCAGCUUUGGAGCCACCUUAAAAUCCAGGUGGAAGCCUCUGGCAACCAGAGUUGGUAGCAACAGCGCUGGAUCUCCUUAGAGAUCCCUCCUGGGCUUCUCAGUCGCUGCCUGCCCAGCCCGAGCAGAGCCCCUGAGCACAUGGACCUGGGGAUCAUUGCAGAGAAUGAGAGUGUGAGUAUUCUGACAGAGCGCCUCGCUGCCCGAAAAUCCAGCUGUGAAUUUCUGCAGCUCCUCCCCAGCUCCUGGAAGCAGCACUGUGCCAAGGAAAUCCUAACCACGGGGAGAAAUGGCUGCUGCAAAGGCUGGCUGGGAUCUGUCCAGGCUCUGCAGAGCUCCUCCAGCAGCAGGGUGGGCUGGGGCAGGGGGAGAGGAGGGCCCUGCAGCUGCUCUGUGCCUCCAGGGGCAGCUGGAGGACAGGAGCCAGGAGAUGCACCAGCCUGGAGACCCGCGGGAGGAGAUGGGGAAACUGCCUGGCUCCAGGACAGACUUCCCAGCCAGGAUGGUCCUCAGUGAGGAGGAAAAACUGAAGAUUUCCAAAGACCUCGUGGAUCUGCAGAUCGAGACAAACAAAAUGAAGGAGCGUUAUGAGACCGAGAACUUCCAGCUGAAAACGAUGAUGCGGGCUCUGCAGCGGCGGCUGCAGCAGCUGGAGCAGGGGCAGGGCAGCGCCGGGCUCAGCGAGGAGCGGGAUUCCCUGCGGGAGCGCCUGCGCCGCCUGGAGAGCAGCCGGCAGGAGCUGGGCGAGGAGUUCAUCAUCCUCAAGAGCAAUUACCUGGCCCUCGGCAGGGAGCUGGACAAGGAGGUGAUGAGGAAUGAGGAGCUGACCCAGGAGCUGCUCAGCCUGGCCAAAAAGAGCAGCCUCCCCCCUGGCUUGGCCCAUCAAUCCUCCCCAGGGCUGGGAAGAGGGAGAGCAGCAGGACAGCCCCGCUCUGCUCAGAGGGGGAAGCCCGAGGAUGCAGCUGCCCCUGAACACGAGCAGCAGGAGCUGGAAAGAAACUUGCUUGGAAACCAGGAUCACAUAAAAGUGGAGCUGGAAAAACUGAAGAAAACGUAUGCUGAGCAGCAGCAGAAGCUGGAGGAGCGAGUGCUGGCGCUGGGGAAGGAGCUGCAGGAGGAGAAGGGAGCGACGGGGCCCGGCGGGCAGGGGCAGGCAGAGCGAGCAGCGGUGCUGCUCACGUCCCAGGGCCAGCUCCAGGAGGUGGAGGCGGAGAACUCCCGGCUGCAGCUGCAGCUGAAGGAGCUGAACGAGGAAUAUCGCUGCCGGCUGGCGCAGCACGCCCGGGACCUGGCAAACUACAUGGACAGCAAACCCAGCAGCGUGACAGGACACAGCAAAGCCCCAGCUGGCCACGCUGCCAUGAAGAACUUUGUGGACAGGAUGCUCAGGGACAUCCGGGCUUCCUACAAGUGCCGGGAAGAGCAGCUGGCUCGGGCAGCCCGGGGCUACAGGAAACGCAUGAAGGACUUGGCCAAGAAGCACGAGAACCUGCUGAUUGCCUACGGGCUGCAGCGGGAGCAGAUGCGGUCCCUGGGCUGCAGUGCCAUGGACUGUGGCCCUGCCGAGCUCCACUUGUCCAUCCCAGAGCCUGAGCUGCUGCCAGGCAGCUCCCGGGAGCUGGCCCGGCUGCGGGAGCAGAAGGCAAAGCUGGAGAUGCAGCUGCAGAAAAGCCUGAAAGGAGCCUCUGCCUUCCCAGCGCCUCCGGAGCAGCAGCUGGAUGAGGAGGGCUGGGCAGAGCUCAGGAGGAGGCUCCGGGAAUUCACACUCAACACCCAGGAGCACCUGGAGCAGCAGAGAAGCCAGCUGCUGGCUCGGGCUGUGGGGGCAGAGGAGCAGGUGUUGGAGCUGCAGGGGUACAUCGACCAGCACCUUGCCAGGUACAAGCAGGAGAUCCUGCGGCUGAGGAACGCUGGGGGCAGCGAGGUGCCCGCAGUGCCCCGUGCCAGCCACGAGCCAGCGCAGCCCCAGCCUUGGGAGGAGUAAACGAGACCAGACCACGGCGUCUGUCUGUGCCCGCCAGGCUGCAGGAAUUCUCUCUUCCCUGAGCACCCCUCGGACACGGGGCAGGGAUCCCAGGCAGCUCUUCACUGCUGGGCUGCAGGGACAGGUUCCUGCUCCUGCUGGAACAUUUUUUCCUGGAUGAGACCUGGAGCUGGACCAAGGGCUGCUCCUGCCUCGCUCCCCUCACCCCUGAGACACAGCCAAGGCUGGCUCAGACCAGGAUUUGUUUGGGCUUGGACAAAGGGAUGAGCUGCUCUUUUACUGGGAGGGUGGUGAAAGGCUGCCCAGAGCAGCCCUGGAUCCCUGGCAGUGCCCAAGGCCAGGCUGGGCAGGGCUUGGAGCAGCCUGGGACAGUGGAAGGUGUCCCUGCCAUGGCAGGGAUGAAACAAGAGCAGCUUCAAGGUCCCUUCCAACCCAACCCAUUCUAUGGUUCUGUGAUUCUGGGGUGGGAAAACGGGAAAACCCCAUUUUCCUCUGGGUUUGAGUGGA